GUAUAAAUAAGAUUGACAUUCAUGUCUAGACAAUUAAUAUUACCAUACGUUUCAAUCGAAACAGUGCUGCAUAAUAAUGAAAGCCUUUAAAAUUGUCGUGAUAACUUUGAUUUUUUGCCAAAAAGCAAUUGCUGGCGACAGUCAGCCUUCGAGAGGUUGCUUGAAGAGCAAUGAAGAAUAUACAACUUGCGGAACUGCAUGUCCUCUAACUUGCGACAACUAUAACAAUCCACCAACUUUUUGCACGAAACAGUGUAUCAUAGGAUGUGUCUGCAAGCCUGGAUACGUCAGAAAUAAAUCAGGCAACUGUGUAUUGCCAUGUGACUGCAAACCUGAAGUUCUUCGCUGCACAAAGAAAUUUGAAGUGUACAACUCUUGUGGCAGUGCUUGCCCGCCCACAUGUGAUAACUAUAAAAAUCCACCGGCGUGUACGAAGCAAUGCGUACCAGGAUGUUAUUGUCAAGAAGGAUAUGUAAGAAACGAUGCUGGAAACUGUGUCUUGCCGUGUGACUGCGAGCCUGAAGUUCCUCGCUGCACCAAAAAAUUCGAAGUGUUCAACCCUUGUGGUAGUGCUUGCCCGCUCACCUGUGACAACUAUAAACACCCACCUGUGUGUACAAGGCAAUGCGUACCUGAAUGUUAUUGUAAAGAAGGAUAUGUAAGGAACGAUGCUGGAAACUGUGUCCUACCAUGUGACUGCGAGCCUGAAGUUCCUCGCUGCACAAAAAAAUUCGAAGUUUUCAACCCUUGUGGUAGUGCUUGCCCGCUCACCUGUGACAACUAUAAAAACCCACCUGUGUGUACAAAGAAAUGCGUACCAGGAUGUUACUGUAAAGAAGGAUAUGUAAGGAACGAUGCUGGAAACUGUGUCCUACCAUGUGACUGCGAGCCUGAAGUUCCUCGCUGCACCAAAAAAUUUGAAGUGUUCAACCCUUGUGGUAGUGCUUGCCCGCUCACCUGUGACAACUAUAAAAACCCACCUGUGUGUACAAAGAAAUGCGUACCAGGAUGUUACUGUAAAGAAGGAUAUGUAAGGAACGAUGCUGGAAACUGUGUCCUACCAUGUGACUGCGAGCCUGAAGUUCCUCGCUGCACCAAAAAAUUUGAAGUGUUCAACCCUUGUGGUAGUGCUUGCCCGCUCACAUGUGACAACUACAAAAACCCACCUGUGUGUACAAAGAAAUGCGUACCUGGAUGUUAUUGUAAAGAAGGAUAUGUAAGGAACGGUGCUGGAAACUGUGUCCUAUCAUGUGACUGCGAGCCUGAAGUUCCUCGCUGCACAAAAAAAUUCGAAGUUUUCAACCCUUGCGGUAGUGCUUGCCCGCUCACAUGUGAUAACUAUAAAAAUCCACCUGUGUGUACAAGGCAAUGCGUUCCAGGAUGUUACUGUCAAGAAGGAUAUGUUAGAAACAAUGCUGGAAACUGUGUUCGACCGUGUGAUUGUCCACAAGUUCCACGGUGUCGUAAUAAUGAGGCAUAUACUGAAUGUGGCAGUGCUUGCUUUCUCACAUGCAGAAAUUUUUUGAAUCCACCCAAGAUUUGUACACUGCAAUGCGUUGUAGGAUGUCAAUGUAAAGAAGGAUAUGUUAGAGAUGAAAUUUCUGGCAAAUGUGUCUUGCCCUGUGACUGUCCAGCUACUGGACACAAGUGUCGAUUACCUAAUGAGGAAUACAGUACUUGCGGCACUGCAUGUCCUGAUACAUGCGACAAUUAUAAGAAGCCUCGUGCUUGUACACUUCAAUGCGUAGAAGGAUGCUUUUGUAAAUCGGGAUUUGUUAGAAAUAAUAAAGGACUUUGUGUUCCACCGUGUGACUGUUGAGGUUGUUUUGUAAAAUUUGUAUUUGAAAUUAAAAAACCUAUCAACAAUUAAAAUUCGUCAAUCAUCAAA
Bradysia coprophila is the source of this 1888-nucleotide messenger RNA. Its product is annotated as zonadhesin-like. The record is from RefSeq and is a predicted model, not a curated record. NCBI's taxonomy places the organism in Eukaryota, Metazoa, Arthropoda, Insecta, Diptera, Sciaridae.